Molecule: messenger RNA, 323 nt
Organism: Staurois parvus
Lineage: Eukaryota; Metazoa; Chordata; Amphibia; Anura; Ranidae
Source: the annotation of a GenBank genome assembly
CACACCCAGGGGCGCACUGACAACUCAUGGAGCCCCCGGGCAAUAGGGGAUCAUGGGGCCCCUGUGUCCUUGGCCAAACUCAAAAAAGCCUAUGAAAAAGGUACCAGGAGCAUCUCAUGGGCCCCCUACUGACCCCAGAGCCCUUGGGCAGUGCCCGAGUUUUCAAAUGGUCAGUCCGCCCCUGGCCACACCUGAUAAAGUCGGUCCAGGCCUAGGUGUAUCCAGCCAACCCUGCCAUACCUGCUGGAGCUUACGAUAAGCAUUGCGAUGUCGAAUAGCUGGUUCAUUUUAGAAGAUGGUUAUAUUCUUUCUAAUUUAUUUUU